Cornus florida is the source of this 1841-nucleotide messenger RNA. RefSeq names its product protection of telomeres protein 1b-like. The coding region runs from base 458 to 1648 and encodes 396 amino acids. Gene Ontology annotation, biological process: telomere capping; regulation of telomere maintenance via telomerase. The transcript is spliced from 10 exons. Gene Ontology annotation, molecular function: telomerase inhibitor activity; G-rich strand telomeric DNA binding. Lineage: Eukaryota; Viridiplantae; Streptophyta; Magnoliopsida; Cornales; Cornaceae. Gene Ontology annotation, cellular component: nuclear telomere cap complex; chromosome, telomeric region. The record is from RefSeq and is a predicted model, not a curated record.
GUUGCCCACCCAAAACCCAAUCUGCGGUUGAAAAUUUUUAAUCCCAGUUCAACCCAUUGAAAAAGAAACUAAAUAGUCUUGAAAUGCGAGUGUCAAUCUUUUCAAACGAGUCUGUCUGAAGAAUCCCAAUGGCCUUGGAUGCGCGUGCAACCCACCUUCCCUGGAGUUCUUAAGAAGGUUCCAUAUUGGAAAUAAUUAUGCUUGUGGUACUAAUGGAGCUGUUUUUAGUUAAAUUAACCCACCUUCCAUGAUUUUCUAAAUUUUGUGUUUGUAUGGUAUAUUGACACAGAACAAUAUUUCCGCUGGCAAUGAUGACAAAAAGGCCGGACUUACGGCUGCUUCCAUGUGGUUGGUAGUAGAUUGAAGAAAGUUUCAGCAAGAUUGUUUUUGUAGACUAAGAAUAGUUGAUGAAUCAAAUUCAAGUCCUGGGAUUUUUGUCAAUGUAUUUGCCGAGAAUAUGGAAAAGCUCCCUCAUGUAGAGUCGGCUGGAGAUAUAGUACUGUUUUCUCGCGUUGUGAUAAACACUUAUAGUGGGGAAGUAUAUGCUCUUUUUAACAGAAGGUUCUCUUCAUUUGCUCUAUUUGAAGGGAUGCAUAGUACAAACCUUGUUCCUUAUCAAGUUUCUUCAAAUUUUUGCCCUAGAGAACACGACAAGAAAUUUAUAAUGGGCUUAAGAAAGUGGUUGGUGGUCGAUUACCCCUUAGAGAUAGGGUCAAAUGAAUCCUUAUCAUUGAAAGAGAUAAGGGAAGGAGAACGCCUUAAUUUGAUUUGCAAGGUUAUUCACAUCUGUGAAGUUGCUAACGAACAGUGGAUGGCCUUUGUUUGGGAUGGAACUGACACUCCACCAGUUGCUAUUCCAUCAAAGCUAGAAGAUGAAAUGGAAAACCCACUCCCUUUACUAUUGGAACCGUUUCCUUUGUCCAGAGAUAUUUUAUGUACAUUUCCAGCUGUUGGAACCGUCUUAAGAGUAAUUGUUAAUCAAGGCAAUGAGAAGCUUGGCCUUCACUUGCUAAAAUCUGGUAGAUGGGUAAAAUUCAUUAACAUAAUUUUUGAACAUUGUUCUGGACUGUGGCGUGGUUUGCUGAUGCCCUUCACUAAGCUCCGAUACUGGCCCAAUGAUGACCAUCUUGUAUUGAAGUCCCAAAGCUUCUAUAGUGAACGGAUUCAAUCAAAAUGGGCAAGGAUGCCAUUUUGGAGUUUUCCUUGGUCUUCUCAUAUUGCAGAGACUGAUUACGAGGAUGUGCCUUUUGUUACUUUAAUGAAUGUUCUCACUUAUUCAGAGGUAACAGCUAAAUUCAGGUGUGUGGUUCGAGUCAUUGCAGCAUUUCCAUGGCAAGCUGAGGACUUCUGCUCUCCCCUUGGGACAUAUAGGAUUAGGCUUACCCUAGAGGAUCCAACUGCUAGAAUCCAUGCUUUUCUGUAUGCUGAAGAUGGGGAGAAAUUUUUUGGUGGCUAUCCUUCCGUUGAUGAAAUGACAAGGAAGCGAAACAUAUUGCUUGGACUUACUGAGAGCAAUGGGGACGAACAAAUUAAGGAUAAUUUCAGAAAUCCACCAUGGGUGGAGUGUUGCAUAAAAUCAUAUUAUCUUGAUAAAAGUGAUGUCUGGGGAAGUCGCAACUUUCGAAUCUUUGCCACAAAGUUGAAGUAGAGAAGUUCAACAGUUUUAGCUAUGUACAGCCACCAAGGUGGUGAAGUAGGGUUCAACAGUUUCAGAUAUAUGUAUAGUUUCAGCUGUGUGUUCAAUAUGAUUUGGUCGUUUCUUUUGUGUUACCUUCGACACCUGUAAUUGUGGCCUUUUUGAUAAAUUCUAUAUAUUUUGUGUGGUGCCUAUAGGCUAUGUA